GCAUAAGAUUCCCCACAGGAAAGGUCCUCUUAAAUAGCCGCGACACGCCACCCACCACCAAACCCUACCCCGCGACUUCCCUCCGGUUGCUUCCGCCGAGCGACUUCCAAUCCAGUCUCCCCUCGAUUCCGCCGGCCCGAUCGCCUCGAUCAAUCUCGUCCCCGGCUGCGCCCUCCCGUCGGUUGGAGAUGGCCAAGACUUGCUUCAAGACCGAGCACCCCCUGGAAAGGAGGCAAGCUGAAUCUGCUAGGAUCCGUGAGAAGUAUGCUGACAGAAUUCCGGUGAUCGUUGAGAAGGCUGAUAAGUCUGAUGUCCCGGAAAUUGAUAAGAAGAAGUAUCUUGUCCCGGCCGACCUCACUGUUGGCCAGUUUGUCUACGUGGUGCGGAAGAGGAUCAAGCUGAGCCCAGAAAAGGCCAUCUUCGUCUUUGUGAAUAGCACCUUGCCACCGACUGCUUCGUUGAUGUCAGCCAUCUAUGAAGAAAACAAGGACGUGGACGGCUUCCUGUACAUGACUUACAGUGGCGAGAACACUUUCGGCUCUGCCUAAUCCAUGUGCACUGCCACUGUAAAUAAAUGGAUGUUCAGGUUGCGACGUCUGUGUAUAUACUAUCACUAGUAUGCUGGUGGAUUGCUCUCAUGGUUUAAUGCUUUUAAGUGUGGUAUUUUAUCAUCUGAAUGUUAGAACGGCCUGUAAAACUCUAUAUUACGGUCGAAGAUUCAUCAAUUCUCGUCUGGUUUA
This is a messenger RNA of Triticum urartu, 740 nucleotides long. Its product is annotated as autophagy-related protein 8A. Lineage: Eukaryota; Viridiplantae; Streptophyta; Magnoliopsida; Poales; Poaceae. The record is from RefSeq and is a predicted model, not a curated record.